Messenger RNA from Rhipicephalus sanguineus (brown dog tick), 1568 nucleotides. RefSeq names its product c-Myc-binding protein. Gene Ontology annotation, cellular component: nucleus. NCBI's taxonomy places the organism in Eukaryota, Metazoa, Arthropoda, Arachnida, Ixodida, Ixodidae. Gene Ontology annotation, molecular function: transcription coactivator activity. Gene Ontology annotation, biological process: regulation of DNA-templated transcription. The record is from RefSeq and is a predicted model, not a curated record. The transcript is spliced from 5 exons. Bases 181 to 504 code for a protein of 107 amino acids.
CGUUGAACUCAUUUCUACCAAGAACGCCAAUCGACAUCGCUCACUCACUCACAUGGUGCUGAAAGGUUCGCGUGGUUUGGUGGUUCGGUUUCUCUUCCGUCUUCCCUGUUUACCGUUUGCCGCAACCAACCAUUGACGGUUUGGGUGAUCACCUGCCUCGCCCACCUUUCCACCGCCUUCAUGACAUCCUAUCGUACGUUUCCGCCCGUGGACUCCAAGAAAGAGGAGUUCCGGAAAUACAUGGAAAAAAGUGGACUGUUGGAAAGACUGACUCUAGCCCUUGUGAGCCUCUUCGAAGAGCAGGAAAGGCCGGAAAAUGCAAUUGCCUACUUCAAAUCGCGCUUCGAUCCUGAGAAUUGGGAAGCCAGCAAUGAUGCCAUGAAGCAAGAGCUGGAGCAGGUGCGGAGGCAACUUGAAGAACUGCAGAUUGAGCACAAUCUGCUGAAAAUGCAGAUGGCCAAGGGAGUGGUGGAGGAGGCAAUUGUUGCAGAGCCUGAACAGUAGUCAUCCGUGUGCUGCAGAUUGAAUGGAAAUGGUUUCGUGUCUCUUUUUCGAGACACAUUUUUGCUAUUUUGAUGGUAGCGUUAGCUUCUGCCUACGUAUGACUCUUGAAGACGGAUGAUGCUUGUAUGUUUCAUUCAACACCCUGAAACGAGACACUCUUUACUUUAAUGUUUGCCUUUCCAUCCAUGACGUGUACCUCCCUCGGUUUACUGUACAUCAUGCCAGCAUGCCAGUGCUGGAAUUUUUUUACUGAAUGUUGAUCACGCUAGCAGCUAAGCAAGACAAAAUGCAUGAUGUUAGGCGUUGCGUAGCCUGCAUGCUAUAAGCUUUUUUUUUUUAAAGCUCACAACAAAGCUAGAAUAAAGGCUGUCAUUAGCAUAGCUGCCCCCGAAGCUUGUGGGGUGUUGCUAUCGCCUAAAGUGAUCACUCUGCCUGCGGACGAAAAUCGUGUUCCAUCUUGGUAGUGCGUGUGGUCUGCUCUAUCGGUAUCUUUUUUUCUGGCAUGCCGGUUUAUAAUAGUUCAAAUAUUUUUAAUCUUAAGAGAUUUUAUCUGCAAACAAAUGUAAAAAAAUGCUUAAGAAAGUAUUUUUAAGAAACAUGGGCACCUCUGCUGAGAAUUUCUAGAACGUGUUAGCAAGUAGCAGCAGCACUUAGUAAAGUAUCGCAUGUUUUUUUUUCCAAGCCACAGAGUUUAUUGCAUUCAGUCAGCCAGGAGUGCUGGAUACCAUCAUCUUUUAGUUCCUUGCAUUUAUUUUUUCGAAACCAGUGAUUGCAAUCGGCCACGUCUAUGGCUCUGUACGUGUUCAUACGGAACCAGCUAAGGUAGUGAAGAGCCCACAGUCAGCGCUCAUAGUACUUAGUUUGGUGGAAAAAGUCAUAUUUGUUAGAAGAGAUCUGUGUUAUUUUGUUUUUAUUUACUGCAGCAAAGGGUGAUUGCAAUAUGUGUGCCAUUUAGGUUAUCCUAGUUACUGUUUCUGUAUCCUCUUAUGCACUUGAUAAGCAUCAAGUUGUUCCUUUUUCUUCUUUUUUGAGCUCACAAUAAACUUGAUUGUGAUGAGACUUCA